Cuscuta europaea is the source of this 1925-nucleotide messenger RNA. Lineage: Eukaryota; Viridiplantae; Streptophyta; Magnoliopsida; Solanales; Convolvulaceae. The record is from the annotation of a GenBank genome assembly.
AAUUUUUGUUUUGCUGGAAAGAUUUGAGAGCAGAGACGACAACGAAAUUACGCUUAGCCGGAAAACCAGAAAUUCCUCGUAGAUGAAUGAAGAUAGUGACGUACAAUGUGAACGGCUUAAGGCCUCGAAUCUCACAGUUCGGUUCUCUUUCCAAUCUCCUCAACGCUCUCGACGCCGAUAUCAUCUGCUUCCAGGAGACGAAGCUGUCGAGGCAAGACUUUAGAGCCGAUUUGGUUAGAGCUGAAGGCUACGAAUCAUUCUUCACUUGCACACGUACUUCCGACAAAGGCCGAUCAGCCGGCUAUUCUGGUGUGGCUACGUUUUGCCGUGUAAAAUCUGCAAUUUCAAGCAAUGAAGUGGCAUUACCUAUUGCUGCAGAGGAGGGUUUUACGGGGCUUCUUCAGGAUUCUCAAGGACAUGGAUCUAUAAAGAAUGACUGUUCUUUCAUAGCCAAAGGCCUUGAGGGUUUUUCUAGGGAUGAACUUCUCAAAAUUGAUAGCGAGGGGCGUUGUAUAAUCACAGACCAUGUGCAUUUUGUUCUUUUCAAUAUAUAUGGUCCCAGGGCUGGUUCUGAUGAUUCUGAAAGGAUCCAGUUUAAGCUCUCAUUUUACAAGAUAUUAGAGAGAAGAUGGGAGUGUCUACUACACCAAGGACGGAGGAUUAUUGUUGUUGGGGAUCUUAAUAUUUCUCCCUCUUGCAUAGAUUGUUGUGAUGCAGGACCUGACUUUGAGAAGAAUGAGUUUAAAAGAUGGUUUAGAUCGCUAUUAGUGCAACAUGGUGGACAUUUCUUGGACGUCUUCAGAUCAAAAUUUCCUGAUAGAAGAGAAGCCUAUACUUGUUGGUCCACUAGUACUGGUGCUGAGGAAUUUAAUUAUGGGACAAGGAUUGACCACAUUCUUAGUGCAGGGCCUUGUUUACAUGAAGAGUGUGAUCAAGAAGGCCAUGACUUUGUCACAUGUCAUAUUCAAGAAUGUGACAUUCUGGUGCAGUUCCAAAGGUGGAAACCAGGAAAUGCACCAAGAUGGAAAGAAGGAAGGAGUAUCAAGUUAGAAGGUUCUGAUCAUGUUCCUGUUUAUUCGACAUUGAGGGGACUCCCAGAAGUGGUAUUGCAUAGCACUCCUUCUUUGUCUACCAGAUACCACCCUCAGGUCUCUGGGUACCAGCAAACUCUUGUAUCCAUGUUGAUGAGGAGGGAAUCGUCAACUCAAAUUAAUAUCAAUGGUGGGUCCACUUCAUCACCAGAUGGGAGUGUUACUAAUCCAAACGUGAUACAUGAUAGUCCCAUUUCAAGAUUGGAGGAGAGCAAUAAGAGAGCACGAUACAGUCGGGGGUCGCAGCUUACACUCAAGUCGUUUUUCCAGAAUGUUCCAAGUGAAACGUUAGACAGCAAUAGUAUGGACAAGCAUCAUAUCUCUACUUCCCUUCCGAGUGCUACUGAAAACGGUAACUCAAAGGAAUGUGAAUGGAAUGAGAGUGAAUCUAUUCAGGAGGAAGGUCUGGUUGAUGCAUGUGACUCUUUAGAUGAAGGGAAGAGGACUGAUGCAUUACAGGAGUGGCAGAGGAUUCGAAAAUUUAUGCAGAACAGUGUGCCGGUUUGUAAGGGCCAUAAAGAGCCUUGUGUUUCUAGGCUUGUUAAGAAAGCUGGUCCCAAUUUGGGACGUAGGUUUUAUGUCUGCGCCCGUUCUGAGGGACCUGCGUCUAACCCUGAAGCAAAUUGUGGUUACUUUAAGUGGGCAGCUUCAAAACCCAAGGGCAAAAUCUAGUAAUAUUUCCUUCCGAGAUAAGAUACAAGAGACAGUGCAAGGCCUUUAAGAACAGUUCAUUUUUGGCUCAGUAAAUAUUAGGAAUAUUUUCUGUAUACUCUGUAGCCUAUACACUCUGUACUAACACCCCUCUUUGAGUUUAAUAUUAUGUCUCUUUUCAUA